UUAGUGCUGUCAGCCUGUAGUGAAUUCAACGAAUAUCGGAAUUUCACGAUCACCGUCCUUUCACGCCGCCAUCCCGCACAAGGAAAGUCGCUGGCUCACCUCUGUUCAAAGAUUUUGGUUUUUGUCUUUGAUUAAGUCGGCCAGGUAAUAACAAUGUCUUACAAAGAUUCAAAAGCACCCACUGACGAGGCCCCAAUUCACAGAAUUAGGAUCACACUCACCAGCAGAAAUGUCAAGAGUCUCGAAAAAGUAUGUGCUGACCUGAUUAAGGGAGCCAAGGAAAAGAGCCUUAAAGUAAAGGGACCAGUACGUAUGCCAACCAAAGUGCUCAGGAUUACAACCAGGAAAACACCUUGUGGUGAAGGUUCCAAAACCUGGGACAGGUAUCAGAUGCGUAUCCAUAAGCGUCUGAUUGACCUUCACAGCCCUAGUGAGAUUGUCAAGCAGAUCACAUCCAUCAGUAUUGAACCUGGUGUUGAGGUCGAGGUCACCAUUGCUGAUGCUUAGAUUAUCUCCCUUUUACUUGUAACAGUGGAGUAAAACAAUAAAAAAUUGUAAAACCA
Messenger RNA from Mercenaria mercenaria, 563 nucleotides. RefSeq names its product 40S ribosomal protein S20. NCBI's taxonomy places the organism in Eukaryota, Metazoa, Mollusca, Bivalvia, Venerida, Veneridae. The coding region runs from base 154 to 507 and encodes 117 amino acids. Gene Ontology annotation, molecular function: structural constituent of ribosome; RNA binding. Gene Ontology annotation, biological process: translation. The record is from RefSeq and is a predicted model, not a curated record. Gene Ontology annotation, cellular component: cytosolic small ribosomal subunit; ribosome. The transcript has 4 exons.